GUGCCAGUGCUUUAUUUUACUCUUUAUUUCAAGUUCUAGGGCAGUGAGCAGUGCUAAAGCAAGACAGACUUCCUUACUGUCAGUCCUGCACGUAGGUAAUGUUCAUCGUUGUGGUUCUAACGCCAAAAGAGAAGGAGAACAAAACAACUUACCAAGGUGGUGCAGAAAGCCAGUGCAAGAAAGAAGCAGGACAGUUUUCCUGCCUUUUUGUCCCUCGCUCUCUAAUGAAAGCACUGCAUUCAGUACACCAAUUAGACAAUUCUUUGACUGUCACUGUCCAACCAGGCUGUGCUUAGAACCCUUAACAAAUUAAGUGCUAAUUGAUUAAUAACAGUAGUGCCAUUCUCUCAGUCUGGCUGUCCCUGUGAAAAAAGCUGCAGUCUCAUUACACGAUGGGAUCUCCUUCUGGAUGGGAAUUGCUCAGUGAUAGCAGCCACUGUAAAACGUCUUGGCCAUGAAGUUAAUUAUUAACUGGCCAGCUCAUAAAAACAUCACACUGUGAGAGCACAACACACUUAAAAACAGCUGUCACUAGAUCAUGCAUACAACAGGAAUAAAGGAACACAUAAAAGGAGACAGGAACUUGGGAAGUCCUUCGGCUAAGGGAAGACAAACUGCACUGAGGUUUAUCUCCAUGGAGAAAUCCAUGGACAAGCUUAGCAGCGAGAACAAAUGGACAGCUUCUGGAGCACCUCAGGCUGAGAAGGCUAGUCCUGCUCCCACUGCAGGGGCUGCAGGAACGAGCAGAGCAGAACCCCAUGCAGAAGAUGCUGCUGAUGUGGAGAGAUUGGCAUUCACUGAGGGACAUUCCAAAGAAAUGGAGAGCUCUCCAGGCACAGAGCUAGACAGUCCUGAUGCCUUGAAAACAGCGUUUCCAGAAGGAGACGGUCUGAACUCAGCAUCUCUUGCUAUGAUAACAAACCGAAGCUCUCCUGAGGUAUGCAGUUCUGAAAGGAACGACCAGCCUUCACCCACAUCAUCUCUUGCAGACAUGGACUGCCUGGUCUGCUUCAACAAGUACAGCAUUUACCGGGUCCCAAAGCUCCUGGGCUGUCAGCAUGCUUUCUGUGCGGUCUGCCUGAAGCUUAUCCUCAGGAAAGAAGAGAAUACUUGGAUAAUCACCUGCCCCCUGUGCAGAAAAAACACGUUUGUGUCAGGAGGACUUAUCCGCACGCUCCCAAAUAAAGAAGAGAUCAUGGACCUCUUGGAACACCCCGACUCAUGUCCUGAGGUACACGUCUCUGCCAUAGGGCUGGAUAGCAGCAGCUGGGCUCAGAGCAGCCAGGACAUUUUAAACAGAGACCAAACUAUUCCAGCAGACAACAGACUGGCUGUGCAGAGACUUGUGCUGCUCCUGCUGCUUUUGGUGAUUCUCACCAUCCUCAUCCUCCCGUUCAUAUACUCUGGGAUGAUAAAAUGGGUCAUUUGUAUCAUGCUGACUUUGGGGUUGGUCAUGUCUAUGGUGCUCUGCUGCACUCCUAAAUUUUAUUGGCGCUGUAAUGGAAGCUCGCUCAGGUCCUGCCACAAGGAGACCCACAUUGCUGCUAUUGCCUGAAACAAUUUGAGAUACCUGGAGAUAAUGCCUCGCUCCCCUUGCACAGCUCAGUGUCAGCAGCACGAGUCAGUUACUGGACUUUGAAAGCAAACACAUCAUAAAUUCAAAGCGUCUGACAUAGCCCUAGGGCUGAAUGGCUAUGCAGAGUGCUGUUUUAAUUUUAUUACUGAAAACAUAGAAAAACAUUCGUAUUCUGAUAUUUGUAAGAGAAAAUCGUAAGCCUUCCUCACAGCUUUUAUCCCAGAUGAAUAAUUAUUUUGUUUUGCUUUGGUCAUUUUGUUCUUGUUAGUGUCAUCUCUGGAUUACUGCUGCAGAACAUUAUCUGAAACAUCUGACACUGAAAAUUUGUCCCCAUUGCUGUGUUUUCCUGCUCUCUUAACAUACCCACACCUUUUCUUGUGAUAAUGUGGGGAAUUAGCCUGAUAAUCUGGGACUGGACAACUAGCCUCAAUGGAAGAGGGUGAUUUUAACCCAGUGUAUCACCUUAAUGUGUAUCAUGGACCUAAAGGUUGUUGUCAGUGGUGGGAAGGUAGGACUGGGAGAAGGCAGCGUUGGUUGUUGCCACCUUAAGUUGCACGCAAAACUAGAGAAGAGGCAAAAUCAACACUUCUAAUCUUGAGUCCACAACUUGCAAAGGGCAAGGCUCUGAAAAGCUCAUGACAUUCCAAGCUCUCUGCGUUAUUUAGCACAGAAAUGGUUCCUCUCAGCUGCACUCCUCUAUCUGGCUUCCUGUACCACCUCUCCUCUUGCUCUCUUUACAUUAAGUGUGACAUUGCCCUUGGAGAUGCCCACAAUCCUCCUUGUAGAGAUCAAAAUAAAUCUACCAAUGGUUAUGCUAUGCCAAAUCUGAUUAUUUUUUUUAAUAUAUAUGGAAUAUAUCCAUUAAAGUUUAAUAAUGCUAAUUGCU
Messenger RNA from Meleagris gallopavo (turkey), 2462 nucleotides. It is a transcript of the gene RNF186, whose product is annotated as ring finger protein 186. Gene Ontology annotation, molecular function: ubiquitin protein ligase activity. The record is from RefSeq and is a predicted model, not a curated record. NCBI's taxonomy places the organism in Eukaryota, Metazoa, Chordata, Aves, Galliformes, Phasianidae. Gene Ontology annotation, biological process: protein ubiquitination.